AUGAACACUCAAAAGGUGCAGAUAAGUCAGUGUGAUAUGAAAACAGAUUUGAACUUACUGCUUGAAUGCCUGAAAUAUCAGAUGGACUGCCCUCUGUCUCAGAAGGAGGCUUUGAUCACUAUCUAUUCCAUUUGCCAGCAAAACAGUGAAGCGAGCGAAUACUUGCGAGAAAUUGGUGGUUUGAUGUUUAUAAAUGACCUUGCCAAGUCCAGUGCUCAUUGCAUCGUAAAGGAAGCAGCUUUAUUUACACUGGGGAUUAUUAUAGAGAGUAAUGUGUAUUGUCAACAGACUUUGUGUACUUCUGCACUGUUUGAAGACCUCAUUUUAUUUUUAAUUAAAAAGGAUUCUGGUGUGAACUUGAAAAGAAUGUCUGUUUAUGUCAUCUUAGCUCUGGUGUCAAAUAAUAAAAAUGGGCAAACCUGUGUCAGAGACACAGGCUGCAUCAGCCUGCUGCUGCAGUUGUUCAGAACAACUCUCUCCACGUCUGAGAAGAAUGUGUCAGAUGAAAACUCUGAUCCCUGCUAUCAGCUCUGGUGCUCAGUGUGCAGCACUCUCUGUGCCUGUGUCAACAACCCCCAGAACGAAGAUAAUCAAAACAUUUGCUGUUCAGUUUUCCCCCAUGCCAAAGAGUGGCUGGAGACUUGCACAGAGCCUGAGAUAGUUCGUCCCAUUUGUUCAUUUCUUGGUCUCACAGUUGCAAAUAACUCAUAUGUGCAGAAGUAUUUUGCUUCUAUUGGAGGAUUGGAUACAUUAGCCAGAGUUCUCCUUGAGCUUAUGCAUGAUUCUUGUUUGAGUCACUCCAGCAUGAAACUUGCCGUGGUAGUAACAAAGACUCUGGAUGCCUGUAUUGCUAAUAACUCUGCCAUGGGUGUUGUCUUGGCAAAGUAUCACACUGUGUCAGAGCUGCUGAAGCUGCUGUCCAAUGAGACACUGAGCACAGGAGAAAAAAUCAGUAUUAUUCUAACAAUUGGACACUGCACUGAAGUUUGUGAAGAGAACCAGUGUGAGCUGCUUCAGAACAAUGGUCUGCCACUUAUGAUUCAGGUAUUGACAGAAUCUCAGGACGAGGAACUCAUCAAAGCUGCUACUUUUGUGCUGCAGAACUGCAAACAAAUGACUGAACAGUUGUCUCUGAAAUUAUAUGAUAACUCAUUGAAUGUGAACAAUGCAGAAGAAUUGGAUGUGCAAGUCAGAAAUAGAUGUCUGCAAGACUACCGGAAGAAAGCAAAAGAAAUUUUACACAGAAUAAACUCAAUUGAAAAACAACACAAUGAGGUUGGUCUAUUUACCAAAAUAGUAUAA
Melozone crissalis (California towhee) is the source of this 1302-nucleotide messenger RNA. It is a transcript of the gene TERB1, whose product is annotated as telomere repeat binding bouquet formation protein 1. Gene Ontology annotation, biological process: homologous chromosome pairing at meiosis; meiotic attachment of telomere to nuclear envelope. Lineage: Eukaryota; Metazoa; Chordata; Aves; Passeriformes; Passerellidae. The transcript has 11 exons. The record is from RefSeq and is a predicted model, not a curated record. The coding region runs from base 1 to 1302 and encodes 433 amino acids.